AAACUCAAGCAGUUUGUCGGCGAUGUCUUGCGGCAGACGAUCUGCAUGUGACCCCACAGCCUGUGCUGUCGCGCGAUAGCCGACGAGACGAAAUCCACACCUUAUCUGUCGCCGACUCUGAUACACGCACCUCGCUGGGUUUGAUUUCGUUUCAGUGAAGAGACUAUUUAAACGGUGAAGGUCAGUUGCUGGUUCAGAUACGUAGAACCGCUGCGAAGAAGGGUCUCCGAUUUUGGUCCAUUUAGCUAGAAGUUGGGCAUAUUUUCCCUGUUGCGUGCUGUUUGUACAACGUUUUUCAUUUACGACAAACUUCUAAAAUUACCACCCAGUUUAAGAGGUGUUCUAGACAGAGGAUCCUCUCGAAGAAACACUCCACCAAGAAAGAGUCAACUCCCAAGUCUCACGACUUCUCUAAACAAACUUUAAAGACGAGGUACUUUUUAUUACAGCUGACGAUGAAAGUGCUUUCCUUUUUUCUCCUCGCGGGUGUUUUUCAGAGUGUAUUAUCCAAACCUAUGAAGGAAGACCUAGGGAAUUUUCCCUCCUUGCUUCUAAGAGUGAAGCAAAACAGAAUUCAUCCACCGAGAGAACUUCACGAGGAAUGUAAUAACUGCCAGCCUAAACCACUAGAUGACGACCUCGACGUGCGCAAACUGACGAAGUUACUUGGUGGACGGCUUGACCACACAGUCGUUUCACUUACAAGACCUGAAGACCCUCCCCCAACAGACGAGCGCAUUUCACUGAGUCACGCAUCCAAGGCAAAGCGAAGAGCUCUAAGAGAACUUAUCCGAAACGGCACGCACAACAUGGCGGACUUCAGCGGGACGUUAUCAAGAGAAAUGGAACGUUUUAUGAUGGGCUGGCUCCUGCAACGAGAAAACUGCCCUGUGGUUUAUUCCUGGCGUGAUAUGGGGCCUCACUUUUGGCCCCGAUUUGUAAAGAGAGCGACCUGUAAAUCGAAGCAAUGCUCAAUCGAUCCCAGCACGCAAUGCGAGCCAAGUAACAGCCGCUACUUCAACAUUUUACGGUGGCACUGUAUGGACGACAAGGCCAUCCAACUCCUCCCCCUGUGGGGAAGGCAUCGCGCCGUGAGGAGGUCUGGGCACUGGUGCAGCUGGCUGCGUUUCUAUCACCCAAUCACGACCGAGUGCUCUUGCGCAUGCUCAGCAAAAGUAGUGCGCCGUUUGUAGAAGUGAAGGCGACGUAAAGGCAGGGUUUCUUUUUUAUAUAAUUAUUGUUAUAAUUAUUUGCAUCAUAUAGCCCAGCUAUUUUACGCCAAUAAUUAUGCUAGCCCAGAAAAAAUUCGCAAAGCACUAAUCAUAACGAAUUUUGAUUAUUAAUCAUGGAGUUACCAAAUGUCCAGCAAAACCCCUAGGUCGCUAAAUCAAGCGAGAACUCCUCAUUUGUCUGCCAUCUCUGAUUCUACAAUUAUUCAUAAGCCCACUUGGUAUAUGUGCAGCUAGAAAUGAUGACUAAAACUCUAGUGAGUGUAUAAAUAUAGCACUUUUGCAGAACUGUUGGAGGAACCCUAGAGGAAUCUCCUUAGCGAAGUAUCCUCAGCGAUAUUUUUAUCAUAGCCCAAAAAAUGCUUCCUGCUGAGCGUCUUCACAUGAUUAUAGAAUUAUAUUAGAAGGAACCUUAAAUUUUAAGACCUUAAAAAAUCUCAAGAAAAUACGGGAGAAUGCGUGAGAAUACAGUAGAUGUAUGGAUAUUUUCAAGAAUAUUAGGCUUGAGAAAAGGUUCAAAAUCUUGAGACUCCCGCCUAACGCGGCAGAGUUGACACUUUUGACUUAUCUUUUUACAGGAGUGAGCUAAUAGUAGUCAAGAAAUAGUACUCCAAAGCAUUUUAUGCAUCUCACUAGUUGAGUUUACUAAUAAUGAGAUAAUUAAAAUUGAUAACUAGAUAAUUUCUCUCGAGCUUGCAGCCCUAGAGGUUGCGUGUUGUGUACCCACAAAUAUAACAGUAUAAUCCAAGAUGGUUUUGUAGACUGGAGAUUAGUAAGACAGAUAAGCUUAUAUAGACUCCGUCUCGUACCAUAAGACGCCGUGCGAUGCGGUUUAAGAAGCGCACGGUGCAUGACGGUCAGGAUUUGGUUAGAGGAGUCGGAUUUCGCUUGUCAGGAUCCCUGUGGAUGGGUUGUGGUUGGGUUCGAGUCUGUCAAAUGUCCCUUCCCGGGCUCCGUAGUAUAGGCUUGGCCUAUAGAGUCCAAGAAUUUCGCAUGAUGUAUUUGCCACUGUAGUAGCAAAGAGAUGCACUUAUCAGUUUGCUAUUAUGGGAUGAAUUUUUGUAAAUGAUGUAUAUAGGCUAACUAUUUUAGCUCUUAAAAUUUAGACAUAUUUAAUCACAGAUAUUUAGUGUUUCAUAAAUCAGUAUAAUCAUGUAAAAUGCUGUAUAUUCAUAAAGAAUUGAGUAAAAGUUUGAGAAUCAUAACCGAAUAAAGUAGUCUCUUCGGUAUAUCAA
This is a messenger RNA of Nematostella vectensis (starlet sea anemone), 2464 nucleotides long. RefSeq names its product noggin. The transcript is spliced from 2 exons. Gene Ontology annotation, biological process: negative regulation of BMP signaling pathway; osteoblast differentiation; dorsal/ventral pattern formation. The coding region runs from base 456 to 1193 and encodes 245 amino acids. The record is from RefSeq and is a predicted model, not a curated record. NCBI's taxonomy places the organism in Eukaryota, Metazoa, Cnidaria, Anthozoa, Actiniaria, Edwardsiidae.